This is a messenger RNA of Astyanax mexicanus (Mexican tetra), 11040 nucleotides long. RefSeq lists its product as uncharacterized. The transcript has 38 exons. Gene Ontology annotation, molecular function: protein binding; zinc ion binding. The record is from RefSeq and is a predicted model, not a curated record. Bases 435 to 9992 code for a protein of 3185 amino acids. Lineage: Eukaryota; Metazoa; Chordata; Actinopteri; Characiformes; Acestrorhamphidae.
GAAAGAACAGAGCUAUCAGCUCCAGGCAAUUGGAAAAGAACCACAUUUGAGAAAACAGCUUUAAAGAAGUAUAAAUACUGUCGGAGAGAGGAAGGAACUAUGCAGGUGCGGAAGCAACAGCUCCAGGCUGAGGUGGUCACUGAGGUCCAGGUAUAUCAGCCCUUCAGAAUUCUCCAGUGCCAGCAACCUAAAGGCCUGCAGUCCCAGCUAGAGACAGAGAAAGAGAGAGGGAGGGACACAGAGAAACAGCACGGCAGACAGUGAAGCCGCAGAGCGUUACUGCAGCUGAGGCAGAGAUACAGACCCCUCACCAUGACCUCCCGUAUCGCCAUGGGCCCAUAAGACAGCAGGACCUACACCCCCCACCGCCAAGAGCGAUGCUUUUAGCAGCAUCUCCAGCUCCAACACAUUCAUCUGAUGCAUCUGACUAGUCAAUGGAUCGACCUGUCACGUUUAAACAGGGAGCGAUGUUUGAUGCAGCAUCUCCAGCUCCAACAUGUGCAUCUGAUGCAUCUGACCAAUCAAUGGAUCGACCUGUCACGUUUAAACAGAGAGCGAUGCUUUUGGCAGCAUCUCCAGCUCCAACACAUUCAUCUGAUGCAUCUGACAGGUCAAUGGAUCGCCCUGUCACAUUUAAACAGGGAGUGAUGCUUGAAGCAGCAUCUCCAGCUCCAACACGUGCAUCUGAUGCAUCUGACCAAUCAAUGGAUCGACCUGUCACGUUUAAACAGAGAGCGAUGCUUUUAGCAGCAUCUCCAGCUCCAACAUAUGCAUCUGAUGCAUCUGACCGUUCAAUGGAUCGACCUGUCACGUUUAAACAGAGUGUGAUGCUUGAUGCAGCAUCUCCAGCUCCAACAUGUACAUCUGAUGCAUCUGACCAUUCAAUGGAUCGACCUGUCACAUUCAAACAGAGAGCGAUCCUUGAUGCAGCAUCUCCAGCGCCAACAUGUGCAUCUGAUGGAUCUGACCAAUCAAUGGAUCGACCUGUCACGUUUAAACAGAGAGCGAUGCUUUUAGCAGCAUCUCCAGCUCCAACAUAUGCAUCUGAUGCAUCUGACCGUUCAAUGGAUCGACCUGUCACGUUUAAACAGAGUGUGAUGCUUGAUGCAGCAUCUCCAGCUCCAACAUGUACAUCUGAUGCAUCUGACCAUUCAAUGGAUCGCCCUGUCACAUUCAAACAGAGAAUGAAGCCAGAGCCAGCAUCUCCAGCUCCAACAUGUGCAUCUGAUGCAUCUGACCAUUCAAUGGAUCGACCUGUCACGUUUAAAAGAAUAAAGCUAGAACCAGCAUCUCCAGCGCCAACAUGUGCAUCUGAUUCAUCUGAUCAUUCAAUGGAUCGACCUGUGACGUUUAAAAGACCAUCACCAGCUCCUACCUCCAUUUCUAUGAGGGGACAUUUGACAAAGCAACCACUUUUGUUUAACAGAGGCGAAGAUACUAUUGGCGAGUUAUCAGCCUGCCUGCUGACGGAGGACCACUUCAGAUGUCCAGUGUGUUCAGAUGUGCUGAAGGAGCCGGUCUCCAUCCCCUGUGGACACAGUUACUGUAAGACCUGCAUCCAGACCUACUGGAACAAACCAACCCAUGAAGGAAGCUACUCCUGCCCUCAGUGUAGGAAGAGAUUUAGAACUCGUCCUGCACUGAACCCAAACUCAGCUCUGGCUACAGUGGUGCAGAAACUGCAGCUGGCCGGCUUCAGUCCUGCUCUUCCUGCUCACUGCUACGCUGGACCUGGAGAUGUGUCCUGUGAUUUCUGCACUGGGAGAAAACUCAGAGCAGUGAAGUCCUGUCUGACCUGUGCUGCAUCUUACUGUGAAACCCACGUGAAGCAGCACUACACUGUAGCAGCUCUGCAGAGACACAGACUGGUGGAGGCCACUGGAGAUCUGGAACAGAGACUCUGCAAGCUGCACCAAAGAGCUCUGGAGGUUUUCUGCAAAACUGACCAGAUCUUUAUAUGUUUUAUCUGUACGAUGGUGGACCACAAAGGACAUGAGACUGUUCUGUCUAAUAGUGAAGAUUCUGCUGUUGAGAUACCAGUAUGUCAGCAAGUCAUUGACCCAGUCCAAGUUCCAAUCUACAAAACAGAGCAGUCUGAAGAUGGGAAAUCAUCAAGCGAGAGCAAGAUGGAGCAACAAUUGAUGCAACUCCUAAAAGAACUUACAGCAAGGACUGAGAAAGCUGAGAGUGAGCUGACAGAGCGCUACUGUAGAGGACAUGAACAAGUGAAAGACUUUGAAGUUGAAGUUGCUGCACUUGGUCGUCCAUUGGAUCUUGGAAUGUUGUAUGACUGCCACAAUGAUUCAUUUAGCUCAGGUGUUUUUCUGUGGGAUGAGGACACACUAUCAACUAUGAGAUUGUCUCUACCUCGACCACACACAGAUGUGAGGAUAUUAGAAGGAAAGUAUCUGCAGGACCGACUCCGAGCUCUGGAUCUGACCACUGCUGUUAGAGCUAGUGUUGUAUCAGGGCUGGUGGAAGUGUCUGGAGCUGCUGGCUAUCUGAAGCACCCCACUCAGUCCCAGCUGCAGGACAGAGUCACUGUACACUACAGAGCCACAACCAGACUGGACAUGCUCAGUCACAGACUGCUACACAGUGAAGCUCCUCUCUCACUGACCAAUCAGAACUCAGCAACACAUGUGGUUGUAGCUGUGCUCUACGGAGCACAAGCGUAUUUUGUGCUGGAUGAGAAGAAUGAACAUAGUGAGGAAAGUGGUAAACUGAAAGAUGAGAUUAAGAGAAAUGUAGAAUCCCAAACUGUUGAUGAAUUACUCCUGAAUCUCGAACAAGCAGACUGCUUCUGUGAAUGUGAUCUCUAUGCAGAUGGAGAGGAUUUCAAAGAUCCUGUGGAUUUUAAAUCUGCUGUAAAACAGUUUAGGUCACUGCAUGAGUUAUUAGAACCUGAUAGUGAGAGAGCGGUUCCUCUGAAAGUGUGGCUUUACCCUCUGAAGAAUCUAAAACCAACGUCUGCUUAUGUAGUUAGCAACAUCAGUGAAGACCUACUGAACAAUGCAGUUGAUGUUCUUGAGCAUCUAGAGAAGAACAUCAACAUUAGUCAGGACAUGAUGUCCAUUAACUCUACUCUUGGUGUACCUACAUGGUAUCCAGGUUUGAAAGAGGCUCUUUUUGAGUAUUCUGCGCUUCUGCAAAAGUACCAGUCAGUGUUUCAGAAAAAACUGGCCUCCUGCAUUAGAACUGGACGAGAGAGAGGAGAAGGAGAGAAGAAUUUGCGAGAUUUUCUGAAGAGGAAUGAACAGUCACCAUUCAGCCCACAAAACACGCAUCACUGGCUUUUAAACAAAGCUGCAAAAGUUGUAGCUCUGAAUGAUUGCAGAUCUGCAAACAUCACCAUUCUGAAAUCACAGAAAGCAUUACAGCAGGUGAUUGAAGAUUCACAAGCAGACAAAGUGUUGUGCUUCACUCUCUCAUCACUGGAGGCUAAAGAUCCCUUUCUCUCAGCUCUCAAACAGCACAUGGAUUUAGUAAACACAGACAACACACUUAAGACAGAGCCAUUAUUCAAGCUCCCAGAUAUCCGCCACAAAAUUCGCAAUGAUUUUCAUUUAUUUCUGUCAAGCAUGGUGACAAAUGAAGAUGAAGAGCAUAUCAAGUUUCUUGUUGCGUUCAUACCCUUGCCCUCUUUUUCUGAAUACUCUGUUUGGCUUUAUCAGUGUGGUAAUAUUGUGAGUUCCAGUGUUAAACUUGACUUUAAACCAGAGAACCCAGAAAUACUCAACAUAAAACAGACAUUUGUUUCCCUGAGACUGCAUAGAUCAGAGUCUAGUGCCGUACAGUGGUACACAGUGGAGUACAGAGCUGUGAUCUGCAGAGGAAACAACCGUGUUUGUUUGAAAUGGCGUGAUGUUGAUAUCUGUAGUACUGAAGAAACUUCUGUUAUUAGGGGCCUAAAACCAGGCACGCAGUACCAUCUCAGAUAUGCUGUAAUGGACCGUAACAACAUAAGUGACUACAGCAGAAUCACAGAGUUCCAGACACUUCCUAGAGCCAGACCUGGACAGCCUACAGUUCUUAACCAGAAUUCAGACUCUCUCACUGUAAGCUGGCAGAGUCCUGAAGCUGAUGGAGACUCUCCUGUGCUCCACUACAUGGUGGAGUAUAUGGAAGCUGGUCUGGAGGGCUGGCAGUCUGUUCUAACAGAGGGUCCUGAGUGUAUAUACACCAUAACCCAUCCCUACAGCACCUGCUACAGAGUCAGAGUCUCUGCUGUCUACGGAGAAGGAGACACCAGUGAACCCAGUGAGGAAAAAGAAGUGACCCUAAAGAGCUGGAGCAUAGAUGUAAAGAAGAGAAAGGCCUCCCUCUUCUUGGAAGUGCUGAAACUCCAAACCGUGAAGAAACCAGUAGAACUGAGAGGCUGGUCAAAUAAAGAGAGUGAAGUGAGGAGUUUCCUUCAGUGUCUGCCCUUCAUCUCCCAGCUGAGAGUUGCGUAUUGGUGUGGCAUUCAGCUGUUUCUGCAUCUGUUGAUUAAAGCAGCAGAGUGUGAGAGACAGACAGGAGAGAAAACACUGGAGCUGUUAAUAUCAGUGUGCUCUUACAGCUCUUUUCCUUAUGGAUACACUGACGACUAUAAACAGAGUGAUUUCCUCCUGGAUCUGUUCUCUCAUGUGAAGGAGUAUGAGACUGAAACAGGCAGGAGUUUUCUUCCAGCAUUACAACCAGUUUACCAGUCAGCUCCUGCAGUCUGGAGAAUAAACCUCUCAGAGAAAAAGAGCUCCCUCUUACUAGAAGUGCUGAAACUCCAAACAGUGAAGAAACCAGUAGAACUGAGAGGCUGCUCAGAUGAAGAGAGUGAAGUGAGGAGUUUCCUUCAGUGUCUGCCCUUCAUCUCCCAACUGAGUUUCAGAUCUGUUCAGGGUGAAUGUAAAGAGUGGAGAAAGAGAUGGAAAUUAUUCCUGCUGGAUCUGUGUCUGCAAGCAGCUCUUCACCAGGAAAUGAUGAGUCACACAACUGUAGAGAAACUUAUCUCAUGGGCGUACAGUAAUAAAGAAGAUUUCUUUUUGGAUCUGUUCUCACAUGUGAAGAAGUAUGAGACUGAAACAGGCAGGACGAUUCUUCCAGCAUUACAGCCAGUUUACCAAUCCGCUCCUGCAGUCUGGAGUAUAAACCUCUCAGAGAGAAAGAGCUCCCUCUUCCUAGAAGUACUGAAACUCCAACCAGAGAAGAGACCAGUAGAGAUCAGAGGCUGGUCCUGUGAAGGGAGUAAAGUGCGGAGUUUCCUUCAUUGUCUGCCCUUCAUGUCCCAGCUGAGAAUUGAUAACUGCUCUCCCAUCACAAAAAACUCAGAGAUCUUUAUGGAUCUGUUGAUUAAAGCAGCAGAGUGUGAGAGACAGACAGGAGAGAAAACACUGGAGCUGUUAUCAUCAGUGUGCUCUUACAGCUCUUUUCCUUAUGGAGACACUGACGACUCAAAUCAGACUAAUUACUUGCUGGAUCUGUUCUCACAUGUGAAGAAGUAUGAGACUGAAACAGGCAGGACGAUUCUUCCAGCAUUACAACCAGUUUACCGGUCGGCUCCUGCAGUCUGGAGAAUAAACCUCUCAGAGAGAAAGAUCUCCCUCUUACUAGAAGUGCUGAAACUCCAAACAGAGAAGAAACCAGUAGAACUGAGAGGCUGGUCAGAUGAAGAGAGUGAAGUGAGGAGUUUCCUUCAGUGUCUGCCCUUCAUCUCCCAGCUGAGUUUCAGAUCUGCUGAGGGUGAGAGUGAUGAGUGGAGAAAGAGAGUGAACUCAUUCCUGCUGGAUCUGUGUCUGCAAGCAGCUCUUCACCAGAAAGAGGAUCUUCACUCAACUGUAGAGAAACUGAUCUCAUGUUCAUAUGGUGAAAAAUCAGAUUUCCUGCUGGAUCUGUUCUCUCAUGUGAAGAAGUAUGAGACUGAAACAGGCAGGACGGUUCUUCCAGCAUUACAACCAGUUUACCAGUCAGCUCCUGCAGUCUGGAGUAUAAACCUCUCAGAGAGAAAGAGCUCCCUCUUCCUAGAAGUGCUGAAACUCCAAACAGUGAAGAAACCAGUAGAACUGAGAGGCUGCUCAGAUGAAGAGAGUGAAGUGAGGAGUUUCCUUCAGUGUCUGCCCUUCAUCUCCCAGCUGAGAAUUGGUUUUGGGUCUGACAUCAGAACAUUUCUGGAUCUGUUGAUUAAAGCAGCAGAGUGUGAGAGACAGACAGGAGAGAAAACACUGGAGCUGGUAAUAUCAGUGUGCUCUUACAGCUCUUUUCCUUAUGGAUACACUGACGAGUUUACACAGAGUGAAUACCUGCUGGAUCUGUUCUCUCAUGUGAAGAAGUAUGAGACUGAAACAGGCAGGACGAUUCUUCCAGCAUUACAACCAUUUUACCAAUCAGCUCCUGCAGUCUGGAGAACAGACCUCUCAGACAGAAAGAGCUCCCUCUUACUAGAAGUGCUGAAACUCCAAACAGUGCAGAAACCAGUAGAGCUGUGGGGCUGCUCAGAUGAAGAGAGUGAAGUGAGGAGUUUCCUUCAGUGUCUGCCCUUCAUCUCCCAGCUGAGUUUUAUUUGUGGGAGUGGAAGAGAUCUCCAGUUUCUGGUGAAGCUGAUUACUGCAGCAGCAGAGUGUGAUUCAACUACAGGACAGAACUUCACUAAACUGCUGACAUCUGUGUGCAGCUACACAACCUUCCCUUACAGAGAGAUUGAUGAACAGGAUGAUGAAUUUUAUUCUGAUCAGAGUAAAUUCCUGCUGGAUCUGUUCUCACAUGUGAAGAAGUAUGAGACUGAAACAGUUAGGACGAUUCUUCCAGCAUUACAACCAGUUUACCAGUCAGCUCCUGCAGUCUGGAGUAUAAACCUCUCAGAGAGAAAGAGCUCCCUCUUCCUAGAAGUGCUGAAACUGCAAACAGUGAAGAAACCAGUAGAACUGAGAGGCUGCUCAGAUGAAGAGAGUGAAGUGAGGAGUUUCCUUCAGUGUCUGCCCUUCAUCUCCCAGCUGAGUUUUAAUGGAACAGAUCUGGAUCAGUUUCUGGUGAAGCUGAUUACUGCAGCAGCAGAGUGUGAUUCAACUACAGGAGAGAACUUCACUAAACUGCUGACAUCUGUGUGCAGCUACACAACCUUCCCUUACAGAGAGAUUUAUGAACAGGAUGAUGAAUUGUCUUAUGAUCAGAGUAAUUUCCUGUUGGAUCUGUUCUCUCAUGUGAAGGAGUAUGAGACUGAAACAGGCAGGACGAUUCUUCCAGCAUUACAGCCAGUUUACCAGUCAGUUCCUGCAGUCUGGAGAAUAAACCUCUCAGAGAGAAAGAGCUCCCUCUUCCUAGAAGUACUGAAACUCCAACCAGUGAAGAAACCAGUAGAACUGAGAGGCUGGUCAGAUGAAGAGAGUGAAGUGAGGAGUUUCCUUCAGUGUCUGCCCUUCAUCUCCCAGCUGAGGUUCAGAUCUGCUGGUGGUGAGAGUGAUGAGUGGAGAAAGAGAGUGAACUCAUUCCUGCUGGAUCUGUGUCUGCAAGCAGCUCUUCACCAGAAAGAGGAUCUUCACUCAACUGUAGAGAGACUGAUCUCAUGUUCAUAUAGUGAAAAAUCUGAUUUUCUGCUGGAUCUGUUCUCUCAUGUGAAGAAGUAUGAGACUGAAACAGGCAGGACGAUUCUUCCAGCAUUACAGCCAGUUUACCAGUCAGCUCCUGCAGUCUGGAGAAUAAACCUCUCAGAGAGAAAGAGCUCCCUCUUCCUAGAAGUGCUGAAACUCCAAACAGUGAAGAAACCAGUAGAACUGAGAGGCUGCUCAGAUGAAGAGAGUGAAGUGAGGAGUUUCCUUCAGUGUCUGCCCUUCAUCUCCCAGCUGAGUUUUAAUUGUUGGAGAGAAACAGAUCUCCAGUUUCUGGUGAAGCUGAUUACUGCAGCAGCAGAGUGUGAUUCAACUACAGGAGAGAACUUCACUAAACUGCUGACAUCUGUGUGCAGCUACACAACAUUCCCUUACAGAGAGAUUGAUGAACAGGAUGAUGAAUUUUAUUCUGAUCAGAGUGAUUUUCUGCUGGAUCUGUUCUCACAUGUGAAGAAGUAUGAGACUGAAACAGGCAGGACGAUUCUUCCAGCAUUACAACCAGUUUACCAGUCAGUUCCUGCAGUCUGGAGAAUAAACCUCUCAGAGAGAAAGAGCUCCCUCUUCCUAGAAGUGCUGAAACUCCAAACAGUGAAGAAACCAGUAGAACUGAUAGACUGCUCAGAUGAAGAGAGUGAAGUGAGGAGUUUCCUUCAGUGUCUGCCCUUCAUCUCCCAGCUGAGAGGAGCUGAGAAGUUUGUCCCUGUACUGUGUAAACAUGUUCAGUCAGUAAAGGAAGCAAAGCAGGCGACUCUCCUGCUUCAGGCUCUGGACUUUUCUCUCACUCUGGAAGGAAAGUUACCCACUUCCAGCUGCAGAGCUGUGGGGAGAGUGCUGCGUCUCUCAGACUCCAAACUUAACCUCACUCUGAACCCACAAUCCAUCUCUCUCAGAGGAACCAGACUUCUCUUCAGACCCGUCAAACACCUGCAAACUCUCAGGCUGAAUGCUGGUAUGGUGCUGAAAGUGGAGAGAGCUCUGAGAGCAGUAAGAUUCUCUGCUCCAGUGACAAUUAAGGAGCUUUCACUCAUUCACAGCAAAACAAAGUGGACAGAUAAGAAACUGUCUAAGAUCCUGAGCGGCUUAGCUUCUCUCCUGAGACUUUGUGAUGUCCAGUGUCUGAACCUGACUGAGCACAGGAUGGAGCCUCAGUCCCUCACUGUCCUGCUGUGUCACCAGGACCCUCUCACCAUCAGAUUGUCCAAAGAGACUCUCCAGCAGAUGGUGGUCAUGGUGUAUGAGACUCAGGAGGAGGAGUUUACUCACAGUUUCCUGCAGAAAGUGGGUGGAGAUCUGGAGUCCUGCUCUCUGAACUGGGAAAUGAUUCCGUAUUUCCUGCAGUAUCACAGUCUCACUGUGGACUUUAGGAAGAGCAAAAUUAAUCAGCAGAACUUCAGAGAACUUGUAACUGUGCUGGACAGAGUUCAGAUCAGAAGGUUGAGCUCCAGGUUUCUGCUGUCCAUCAUCAGAGAGAUCUAUGAGACCGGUUCUGCUCACUGUGUGUCCAGCCUGUUAAAUUCAACACAGAACUGCAUUAAUCUGAACAGCAGAGAGCUGGACUCUGUCCACUGUGCUGCCCUGUGCUUCAUCCUCCAGCACAGCAGCACUGCAGUCUCCCUCAGCCUGCUGUGGACCUCCAUACCAGAGGGGGAGCUAGAGAGCAUUGUGCCCCUACUAAACCACGUCUCAAACCUCAGUGUGGACAGGCUGUUGUUGCUGAGGCUGCUUCACUGCUGCAGUGUGUCUGAGCUCCAGCAGGGAGCAGCAGCAGCAGCUCUACUCUCAGCUCUUCAGCACAGACUGGACUUCUCCUGCAGCUCCACUCUGGACCUUACAGAACACACCCAGACACACACUCUGAGCUCUGAGGACUGCAGAGUCAUCUCCACUGUCAUCCAGAGAGCUUUCACACACACUCAGCUCAUCCUGCAGGACUGUGAAAUAGAGGAGGCUGGAGUGGAGCAGCUCUUCAGUGUUUUACACACAGUCAGACUGCACUGCAGUAAAGCUCUGCUGCUUCAGUUCCUCACUCUUGUCCGAGUGGAGAGUGAGAUGGAGUGUGUGAGGCGUGCUGCAUCCCUCUCUCAAGCUCUGAGUGAAGAACUGGACCUCAGUCAGACCCAGCUGGACCUGCAGGCCUGUAGGACGCUGGCGCUGUUUCUGGAAUAUUCAGAAGGACUGUCAGAACUGGACCUCAGCCACUGUCAGAUCACUGAUCACUGCCUGGAGCUGCUGCUUCCACACCUGCACAAAACCUGCAUACUGGACCUCAGCCACAAUGACAUCACUGACGUCUCAGCAAAUAGAAUCUACAAUAUUGUCUCUGUUAACAGCAGCAUUCAGACUGUGAGACUCUUCAACAACAGAAUCACAGACAGACAGCUCUUCCUCUCAGACCAGCGCUUUGAGAUCUGGUGAUGCCAAAAAAUAUCAUCAUGACUAGAAUUAGAACCAUUAGAACCGUUAUUUUAUGUUACAAAACACUGUAUAUCGACGGUAUGUGUAAGAAAAAAAUGUAUUGCUUACAAAAUAUAUAUUUUUUCAGAUCUUUUCAGAUUAUUUUAACUGUAUUUUGGUUUAUUUUCCUCUGUUGUAAUGUAAAAUCACAUAAAUGACCCAGGCUUUUAAAUUGUGUCCAUAAAUAGUUUGUGUAAAUUACUGUAUAUACAAUGGCAUGAUGCAGUGGAAAUAUCACAACUAUUACAAUACACAAAGUGCAAUAUUAGCUUUUUUUGUCUUCAUGUAUUUUCUUUAUAUAUAUAAACUGUGUCACAGUGAAACAAGGCAAGGAAUCAGGGAGGUAAGGGAGUUUUUAUGAACAAUAAGAGCUGUGAGAAGAGUGUGACCCUGAGUGGCUCUGCUGUUGCUCUGCUGUUCUGGGACCAGUUUAUAUGAACUAGGAGACGUCAAGCUAUCUAAGUGUGGUGAUGGGAACCUGUCCUCAGAUAGACAGCGCAUGGCUGUUCUACAAGACGUAAAGUUGUACACAGGCCAGAAGAUCUUUCCAUCUUCUCCUUUCUUCUGUUUCAUCUUCUCACAGACUUUAGGAUACUUAAGGACAGUUUCAUAAGUACAUGAAACACAGGGAUGAUAAGAACUUGUUUAACAGACUGGCUUGAGCUAAUCAUAUCACUGGAGCUGGACAACAAUCUUUUACUGGACACGGCUGAUGUAGUCGUAUACAUAGAUUAUAAACAAUUGCAUUGAAUCAUAUUGAUUUACAUGUCAUUUGCAUAAAGAAAAGGGUUUGGAUAAAGUAUGUGUUGGGUUAGGGGAAAGAGAUUCCCAAGGGUUUGCUUUUGUCUCUGUCUCGGUUGACUGAUCGAGGUAUAAUUACACUGUUUUGACUCAUUCAUGUACUUUUAUUUUUUUCUAAUGUAUCUAUUAAUUUAUGUUCUUUUUAUAUAUCUGUAAUACUACUAAAAACUAUUUUUCCAGUAAACUUUAAUAUAAUGUAAAUUCUAAA